This is a messenger RNA of Limulus polyphemus (Atlantic horseshoe crab), 1681 nucleotides long. Its product is annotated as 3-hydroxyanthranilate 3,4-dioxygenase-like. The transcript is spliced from 8 exons. Bases 246 to 1049 code for a protein of 267 amino acids. Gene Ontology annotation, cellular component: cytoplasm. Gene Ontology annotation, molecular function: iron ion binding; 3-hydroxyanthranilate 3,4-dioxygenase activity. The record is from RefSeq and is a predicted model, not a curated record. Gene Ontology annotation, biological process: 'de novo' NAD+ biosynthetic process from L-tryptophan; quinolinate metabolic process. NCBI's taxonomy places the organism in Eukaryota, Metazoa, Arthropoda, Merostomata, Xiphosura, Limulidae.
AAUACGUCAAAAGAAGUAUUUUGAAAAGUUUACUAAUCCACACGUUGUCCAAAACAAGUUCAAAGGCUACAUCAAGCUGUACGGAAUACUUAGAAUGGUGUGAAGGACGCGUAAACAUCACGUGGGGUAGAAAUGAUUGGCGGGUUACUAGAACUCUUAGAAGGUGUUUCAUAACUGCAUCAGCUCAAAACGUUACGGUCAUCUCUCCCAAGCAGAAACUUGCCUUUUUGUUCUUAAUAUAAAUAAUGAUCCUCGAAGUAACGGAUAUUUCCAAGUGGAUUACAGACAACGAGCAAUUUUUUGUUCCUCCUGUUUGCAACAAACUGUUACAUAAUAAAGGUCAGCUGAAAAUAUUUUUUGCUGGAGGUCCAAAUCAAAGGACGGACUUCCACCUGGAGGAAGGAGAAGAGGUUUUCCUUCUUCCUGGUCGGAUUCCACACUCCCCCCAGCGUCAGGCUAACACCAUUGGAUUUGUGGCAGAAAGGGAUCGUAAACCUGAAGAACUGGACUGCCUCAGGUAUUUUGUAGACAACACUACAGAAGUAUUGUUUGAACGAUGGUUCUACUGUGAAGAUUUGGGAAGGCAAUUAGCACCCAUCAUUCAAGAAUAUAUUGAAUCACAGCAGUACAAAACUGGACUACCUGUUCCUGGGACAAUUACUGAAACCCCCCCGUUCAAACCUGACAAUCAACGAAGUCUCGAAGCUCCAUUUUCUCUGAGAAAAUGGAUUGAUAAUAACAUAGAAGAAAUCAACAGAACUGGGUACAAACAACUCUUUGAAGGAAGAUAUGAAUCGAAGGUCUUCAUCAUAGGACUAGGGCAGCAGACCAGAAGCUCAUCUCAUGCAGAGACAUUUCUGUGGCAAUGGGCUGGAAUGGCACAAGUCGAGGUAGAUAACCAUAUUUAUAAACUGAAAGAAGACCACUCCAUGUUGAUUCCAAUAGGAAAAACAUGGAUAAUAAGAAAUGAAGCUGGUGCACUAACACUGUCUUUAGCUAUUGACCCAUGCAGUAAACCAACUUUUGGUUGUGGAACAGAUGAUGGAUAAAGGACCAGGAAAAUCAUGAGCUCGCAUAAAACAGUUACAUGGAUUUGAGUAAAAAUCGGGUAUAAAAGACAUAUCUGAUCCGAUAUUAGCUUAAUUUGACUGAACUGUAAUUGAAAAACAACAAUGAAUAAAAACCUUCUUAAAAGCCUACUAUUCACUAAAGACAAAUAGCACCAAUAUUGGUUUUCAAGUUAGAUUGCUAAAUGAAUUCAUAUGAUAUAUAACAUGUAUUCUGGCAAAAUGUGAUAUAUAUAAAUCAGCAGUUUGUGUGAUACUACAUCACAAAAAAGGGGGAUAAUUUUUAAGAAAUCUGUCUUUUAUGAGUCCUAUAAUUUUUUUCCAGUAAGAAUAAUAUAGUAGUAUUUCAACGACAUACUUGCAUACCCAUCUGACCAGAUGUAUUCUAGUAUUGUGUGAAAGGACUCAUCACCAGGGGUUAAUAUAACACAUACACACACAGUGAAGUAUGCAUGUUUACAAAUCAUAGUACAUUUUCAUAAAAUUGAAAUUAUGUUGUUGAAAAUUGUAACCAAACAAAAGUAGCAAUAUCUUAUCAAAACUUUUAAAGGUAUUAAAACAGCCAAGUUAGAAUAAUAGUCAGCCAUAUAUACAAUGUAGAUAUGACAUAAAAA